Myxocyprinus asiaticus (Chinese sucker) is the source of this 3798-nucleotide messenger RNA. RefSeq names its product transmembrane protein 154-like. The record is from RefSeq and is a predicted model, not a curated record. NCBI's taxonomy places the organism in Eukaryota, Metazoa, Chordata, Actinopteri, Cypriniformes, Catostomidae. The coding region runs from base 139 to 705 and encodes 188 amino acids. The transcript is spliced from 9 exons.
UUCGUAGGUAGGUGAAUCAGGUCUGAAAGAGGAAGCAGGAUGUCAUGAAGGCGUGUUACCAACGACUCACUAUGCAAUGACUCUGUGUCUCUGUCUUCCCAUACUGUGGGCCAGUGCUUCCAACAAGGACUCUGGGAAAUGACUCUCGCACUACUCCUGCUUUUGGCAUUGACAGCUAGCUGGACUAGACGUGGUAGGUGCUCAGCCAGAAUUCAAUCUGAAGACAAAGAACAGACAGAGACGAACACAGAAGACUCAAUUUUAGAAGAAAAUCUCGUAGCAGGAGUCGUAGAAGAAGACCCAGAGAAUCAUGGGAACGUGUCAGGCUCUGGAGAUGGAAGGACCCAGGCUUCCAUUGAAUUAGGCUCUGCACAGAGUAGUGAGUCCAGUGGUGUGGACAUAGAGCCGACUGUUGGAGCUAACACAGAAACAGAUCUAAACCCAGUCGUCAUGAUCAUCAUACCCCUGGUCCUCACAAUCGUCAUCAUUGCUGUGAUUUUAUGUGGAGUCAUCAUCUCCUACAGGUGGACAACUAACGAUUUUGUUGCAGAAGAAGAUCCUUAUUUGGACCAUGAAGACCAUGAAAAGGUGCCAAUGCCCAUGUUUGAGGAUGAUAUUCCGUCAGUGAUGGAGCUGGAAAUGGAAGAUUUAGAAAACUGGAUGGCAAAAGAUGGAGGCACGAACGUGGACACUGGCCAGAUUUAAUGAAAAGCGUUUCAACACAAACACAGACUCUCUCAUUCUGUCAAGUUUGCUUUGACGAGGCUGUGUAUGAAGAACAGAAUAGAUGUGAAUGCUGACUUCUGACCCCUGGAUCCAUGCUGCCAGCAGUGACAUCUGGUAGUCAUUACAGCAGGCAUGCAUGGAAGUGUGGCUCAGACCAGGCCAAAGAUGAGGAGGGCCUCUCUUGUUUUCCUCUUGCAUGCUCUUUGCGCUCUCUCUCCCUCUCUUUCCAUGAGAACACCAGAGGGUCAGAGUCCACAAACCAGGAAUGUAAGCUUACGUCAUGCAGACUGUGCUUUUUCCCAGGAUUCAUAUCCAACAGUAUGGGGGAUCAAGCUAGACAAUGUCUAGGUUAAGUUAUGAACAAGAAAUUAAUGUUUUUAUUCUAAAGCAAUAAGUUACGAGAGAUUGUGCUAUAUUGUGCAUGCAACCAAUUCUGCCAUGACUAUAUUCACAAUGAAGCAUGACCAUAAGUGUCUUGUUGCUUUUAUAAAAUGUAAAGGACUCAAACUUUCAUUAAAAAUGUAUUUUAUGGGGCCUGGGUAGCUCAGUGAGUAAAGACGCUGACUAUCACACCUGGAGUCGUGAGUUCGAAUCCCAGGGCAUGCUGAGUGACUCCAGUCAGGUCUCCUAAGCAACCAAAUUGGCCCGGUUGCUAGGGAGGGUAGAGUCACAUGGGGUAGCCUCCUUGUGGUCACUAUAAUGUGGUUCUCGCUCUCGGUGGGGCGCUUGGUGAGUUGUGCGUGGAUGCCGCAGAGAAUAGCGUGAAGCCUCCACACAUGCUACGUCUCCAUGGUAACACGCUCAACAAGACACAUGAUAAGAUGCACGGAUUGACGGUCUCAGACGCGGAGGUAACUGAGAUUCGUCCUCCACCACCCAGAUUGAGGCGAGUCACUAUGCCACCAUGAGGACUUAGAGCGCAUUGGGAAUUCCAAAUUGGGGAGAAAAAGUGGAGAAAAAAAGUAUUUUAUUAGCAAAUUCCCUCAUUACUCUACACUCAAAAAAUAAUAAUUUUAAGAUUGCAUUUCAAUUUCAUAACUAAAUUCAAUCAAAUUGAAUUGAAUAAUCUUUUACAAAAUAACAUAUAUUAAAAAACAAAUAUUUAAAGUUUUAUUAAUUUAAUUUUAUUAAAAUUACACAAUUCAAUUUGAUGGAAUUUUGUUAUAAUAUUAAAAUGCGUAAAUCAUAAAUAUAUAUAUAUAUAUAUAUGCAUAAAUUGCAAAGCAACGGUGUUAACAUUCUAUUCAUUCAAUGUACACUACCGGUCAAAAGUUUUGAAACACUUGACUGAAAUGUUUCUCAUGAUCUUGAAAAUCUUUUGAUCUGAAGGCGUAUGAUUAAAUGUUUGAAAUUAGUUUUAUAGACAAAAAUAUUAUUGUGCCACCAUAUUAAUUUAUUUCAUUAUAAAACUAAAAUGUCAUUUAAAAAAAAAAAGUUUUUGAAAUUGAUGACUUGGACCAAAUAAUAAAGAAAAGCAGCCAAUAAGUGCCCAACAUAGAUGGGAACUCCUUCAAUACUGUUUAAAAAGCAUCCCAGGGUGAUACCUCAAGAAGUUGGUUGAGAAAAUGUCAAGAGUACAUGUCUGCAAAUUCUAGACAAAGGGUGACUACUUUGAAGAUGCUCAAAUAUAACACAGUUUUGAUUUAUUUUGCAUUUUGUUUAGUCACAACAUAAUUCCCAUAGUUCCAUUGAUGUUAUUCCAUAGUUUUGAUGACUUUACUAUUAUUCUAAAAUGUGGGGGAAAACUAUAAUAAAGAAUGAGUGUUUCAAAGCUUUUGACCGGUAGUGUAGAUUGAAUGAAUAAUAUGUUAAUAACGUUGCUUUGCAACAUAAAUAACGAUUAGUUGCUAUUAGUUGAAUAAGGUGAACAGGUGUUUUGUGUCAUAGCUCUUACCAUAUUGUGUACAGUUUAGCGCCGCUGGUAGGGGUAGGGGAGCUGGUUUAAAAUAAAGGGAGCAUGAAAAGAUGUGAAUAUUGUGUCUUAAAUAGAAUACAACAUCAUCAAACCUUCAACAUAAUCCAUUUAAGUGUAACAGUAGAUUUUGGCCCAUCUAUUAUGAUAUGAAUAAUAUCUUUCUAUAAUUUGGCUUGUGUUACUGUGUAUCCUUGGCCUUUUUUUCCAACCCUGUCUAUUUUCUAUUUCAUUUGUUUUACAGGUAACUGCUUCAGACCUCAUGAUCUAGUAUUGCACAGUGUAUAAGUUGAGUUAUAUACCAGUUACUCCACCUUUGACAGUGUUUCGAUAUUAUGUUUCAAAAUGCUAUAACUUCAUGUUUCAAAAAGUCAUUGGUGAGAAUAGUAUGUGAUAUAAAAUAUUAAAGACUGCUGUGUGAAGCGCAUAGCUCUUUGGACAAAAAAAGUACUUGGGAAAAAUAAACGGAUUACACAUUGUUCCUGUCUGUUGCACUGAAGAGGACACAGCAGUUCUUAUAUUUGAUGAUAUGAGAUGGCCCUCUGUGAAUUUUUGAUAUUACAAUAUUUUGUUGUCCCCUGUUGAUGUAAUGACAAACAAUUAAGUUUCUUUGUGGUGUAAUAAUGAUUUAUGUUAUGAUGUUAGUGCAAGGGCUGCCUAAGAACUUUUAUAACAACAUAGUCAGACUUUGUACUUAAAUUGGUCUAGCAAGAAAAAAGCAUUUCAUCAUUCUCUGUAAAUAUUUUAAACCUCUGUACAUGUUGUUAAAUUUGUUGUAUUUUUAUUUUUUGCUUUACAAGUGCAUGUUUGCAACUGAUAUUUUGCCAUUUAAAAGAACGACUAAUUCAUAGGAAAAACCAACACAACACAAUUUUCUACUUUGUAAUCCUUUUUAUAUUAAAAGAGGGACAUAUGUCAUCAUUGUUCUAGUUUGAGUAUGUGCGUUUGUUGUUGUCAUUGCAUGUAUGCAGGGCUCAACAAUAAGGAUGGCAGCUGACCCAGGGUCAGCGCCAGAGAGUUUCGGGACAGUUGAUGAAACGUCACUUACCCAAUCAGGCCAGUGCUUCAUUGUUAGUACAUCUUAUAUUCAUUGAUCUUAAACAUUUGUAUUUAUGUAUUGCAAACUUAAACAUAAAUGUGGUUUUCUGUGAUGUAUUGAA